AUGGGCUGCUCCAAAGAUAAUAGCAUGAAUGAUCGCUCGUACGCCAGGCCUCUCUCAUCACAAGAUCACUGGCCAGAGCAACAUUGGUGGUAUGCAGAUCGCGCAGUACCUUGCACCAACGAUAAAGUUUCAUAUGAAUACUUAGAUCUGGUCUACUCGGCACACGAUUUAAGUAUUCUCUAUGCUAGCAUUUCGUCUGCAAGACUUCGCCGUACUGUCGGUUCUGCUAUCAGGUACUUUCUCCUCCGAGACUCUAUUCGCUCGAUAUUCGGGCGUACCACUCGCUUACAGGUCACCGUUCUCCUAAGUCUAAUUGGUUACCUCAUUAUCUGGUUCUUUGUCGGCCUUACAUAUCGGACCUGGGUGACACCCGUCAAGAAUCUCCCGGGCGUUUAUAAUACCCGUACUACACUUGGUCCAUGGUCCGAUCAUAUUGGUGUUCUAGCCUACGCACUUACAGCGUUAUCGGCGAUGCUUGCCAAUCGGGAAUCUGCGCUGUCUUUUCUGACGAGAGUAUCAUACCAGAGCUUCAGCUUUUUACACCGCUGGCUAGGUUAUAUUAUAUUUGUUCAAAGUGCCUUACAUACAGUCGGUUGUUGUGUCGUUGAGAUUCGCCUCCACCAACCGCAGCCUCUCGUGGCGCAGCACUGGGUCGUCGAAACAUAUCUCGUCUGGGGAAUCGUCUCGAUGACGAUUCUCGCAUUACUUGUUGGAUUGAGUAAAACGUGGGGCAUUCGUCUUACUGGAUAUGAAGCUUUCCGCAAGCUUCAUUACAGUCUGGCUAUGGUAUACAUUGGAGCCUGUUGGGGCCAUUGGGAUAAGCUCAAAUGCAUUAUGCUACCCUCUCUUAUUUUCUGGCUCAUUGAUCGCGCCUGUCACCUCAUGAGGACAGGUCUCCUUCAUUAUCACAUUCUCAACUCCGGGCAUGUAGGAUUGCGAACCUACCCCGAAUAUGGAGAUGUGUACCGGCUUGAUCUAGCAAAUAAUCAAGAUCCUUGGGCAAUCGGCCAGCAUUAUUACUUAUGCUUUCCUGAAAGCAUUGAAACUGGACUCGUGAAGCACUCAUACAUCAUUCGCACAAAACAUGGAGAGACCAAAAACUUUGCUCAGCUCUGUGCAAGCAAAUUGAGCCCAGCAGUGUGUCCAGAUAUUAAAACCACACCAGUAAUAUUGACUGGUCCGUAUGGAUCACACACUAUGGACAACAUCGAGCCUCACAGCAAUGUUCUCUGUGUUGCAGGGGGCACUGGUAUCACCUACGUUUUGCCAAUAUUACUUCAGCAUGCACAGUCUCUGCGUCCUGUGCGAGCUAAAUAUAGUCUAAUAUGGAGUAUCAAGGAAACAAGAGAUCUAAAAUGGGUCGAAGCAGAGCUGAACGCCCUUCAACAAGCUCCUGAGGACAUGAAUCUCGACAUCAAUAUCUUCGUCACUCAGGUGAAAGAGGUAACAAGUAUCGAAUCAUCUGGCACGACAGAUGGCAGGUCCCGGAGCCUAUACCUACAUCAAAGCGAUGGGAUCAAUGGCUAUCGGCGCCGAGAUGUUGCUAACUUCAUUGGCGACUUCCUAGAGAGCACAAUUGAUGGACCAACCAUAGUAUUUUCUAGUGGUCUGGGAGUAAUAAUUAGCGAUGUUCGUGGGGCUGUCGCAGGCUUUAAUUCUCCCAGUAGAGUAUGGUGUGGACAACAACGGUACGACUUAGAAUUUGUUGGCGAAGAUCGCAUGGAGAUUUAA
Trichoderma harzianum CBS 226.95 is the source of this 1731-nucleotide messenger RNA. RefSeq lists its product as hypothetical. NCBI's taxonomy places the organism in Eukaryota, Fungi, Ascomycota, Sordariomycetes, Hypocreales, Hypocreaceae. Gene Ontology annotation, biological process: iron ion transport; intracellular iron ion homeostasis; copper ion import. Bases 1 to 1731 code for a protein of 576 amino acids. Gene Ontology annotation, molecular function: ferric-chelate reductase activity. The transcript has 6 exons. Gene Ontology annotation, cellular component: plasma membrane. The record is from RefSeq and is a predicted model, not a curated record.